Molecule: messenger RNA, 1062 nt
Organism: Medicago truncatula (barrel medic)
Lineage: Eukaryota; Viridiplantae; Streptophyta; Magnoliopsida; Fabales; Fabaceae
Product: trafficking protein particle complex subunit 1
Exons: 5
Coding region: 172-681 (169 amino acids)
Biological process (GO): endoplasmic reticulum to Golgi vesicle-mediated transport
Cellular component (GO): TRAPP complex
Source: RefSeq, a predicted model, not a curated record
UUGGAUGUUUAUGUCACAAUUUCUUUUUGUAAAAAUAAACUCUUCUUAGUAUCAUAAACAAUAAGAAGUUGGAUUGACACUUGAUCUCAACUCAUUUCCCCGGUAAAAGCCACCGGAGUUCAUCGCCGGCUUCCAUCAACAGCGAAAAACUCAUUCAGUGACGAUUGAAGGAUGCAAUUCUUUGGUGGUUCUGAGAUAAGUCCGUCACCGCCUGCGCCGACGGCAUCAGGAAACAAUGGGCAUAUGUUGUAUGUGUUUAAUAGGAAUGGUAUUUGUUUGCUUUAUAGAGAGUGGAAUCGCCCCCUUCAUACAUUGAAUGCUCAACAAGAUCAUAAGUUGAUGUUUGGUUUGCUUUUUUCGCUUAAGUCGUUGACUGCCAAAAUGGAUCCUACUAGUGCCGAGAAAGGAAACCUUGGUGUACCUCAGUUACCUGGCCAAGGUUGUUCAUUUCACAGUUUUCGCACUAAUACAUACAAACUUAGUUUCAUGGAAAGUCCUUCUGGAAUAAAGAUUAUCUUGGUAACUCAUCCUAGAACUGGUGAUCUUCGGGACUCCUUAAAGUACAUCUACAAUUUGUAUGUUGAAUAUGUUGUCAAGAAUCCACUCUAUACACCUGGAUCUCCUAUCAGGUCUGAGCUGUUCAAUACAACGUUGGACCAGUAUGUGAGGGGCAUUGCAUAGAAGCUGAGUGGUUACAGUUUACCAUCAUUGAUGAUGAACUCAUGUGUUGUAGAAUGGCUUAUUUUGCAUGGUGAUCACUGCAUUAUCAGUCACAGACUCUCGGGAAAUCCUCACAUUGUUUGUGUUUAUGUUAAAGCAAUAGAUGGUGUGAUAAUGUUAGUACUUGAUCAGAAUUCAUUGCCCAAAAUUUAAACCAAACAAGUUCUUAAAUUUUAUGUUGUCACUUGGUUACCUAUGCAUUGUUAACUCAUUUUGGUUUUUGCGGAUUAUACUGAACUUUUUUCUUGUAUAUGGAGACUGUUGACAAAUCUAAAUCGCAAGCUUAUUGCGGAUAUCUUAGUGUAAAAGUUGGUUUGAUCAAUAGAGUUGUUUUGGUAAUAA